AUGGUCUGGUUCAAGGGGCACAUACCUAGGCAUUCUUUUAUUGGAUGGUUGGCUUUGCAUAGAAGUCUUAAGACAAGGAAAAAACUUCUCCAAUGGGGUUGUAUUGAAGAUGCUCAAUGUUUUCUGUGUAUGGAGACCAUUGAGGAUGAAGAUCAUCUAUUUUGCAGUUGCAGUUUCUCUUCCACUAUUUGGCAAGGUAUCCUUCUUAUACUUGGUUACUAUAGAAAUUGUUCCCUCUCUUGGGAAAAUGAAGUGAAGUGGUGUUGUGAUAAUUUUGGUAGUGGGGGAGCAGUAAAUACCAUCAAGAAACUUGCUUUUAAUAGCUUCAUCUACCAUAUAUGGAAGGAAAGGAAUAAAAGGUUGUUCUCUACCCACUCUAACUCUAUGGAUGUUGUUAGUUUCGAUAUUGUAGCUGAUGUUAGACUGAAAGUGGAAGCUCUUGGGCUAUCUGAUGUUGAUACUGCUACUGUCAAAAGUUUUUUAGAUAGAUGGAAUGUUUCUUGUCAGCUGCUUAAGAAAAAAGUCAUUGCCUGUACCUGA
This is a messenger RNA of Papaver somniferum (opium poppy), 540 nucleotides long. RefSeq lists its product as uncharacterized. NCBI's taxonomy places the organism in Eukaryota, Viridiplantae, Streptophyta, Magnoliopsida, Ranunculales, Papaveraceae. The record is from RefSeq and is a predicted model, not a curated record. The coding region runs from base 1 to 540 and encodes 179 amino acids. The transcript has a single exon.